This is a messenger RNA of Ostrea edulis (European flat oyster), 1513 nucleotides long. RefSeq lists its product as uncharacterized. The record is from RefSeq and is a predicted model, not a curated record. The transcript is spliced from 2 exons. Lineage: Eukaryota; Metazoa; Mollusca; Bivalvia; Ostreida; Ostreidae. The coding region runs from base 202 to 546 and encodes 114 amino acids.
CAUUUAUCAUUAUUUAGAUAAAUGCCUUUAAUCUAUGGGCAGGCGCGACAACUCCUGCAACCUUGUUCCUGAAUUCCAAACGUUUUAGCGACCGAGCAUAAUUAUUACGUGUCAAGCCUAGUGACCCGGAUCAUUCAUCACAUUAUUCGGCCAUCUUUAACCGUUGUCCAUUACAAGCGCAAUCGACUACCAUCAGACAAAAUGCCUCCAACAAAGAGACGUGCGACUACGUCAACCAGAAUGACAAAGCAGUCAAAAGUCAGAAAAAUGCCUGAUUCGUCGUCUCGGCCCAGUACAAGAGCUACGAGACCGGUAAAGAAAAAACAGCCCCCCAGGCCCAUUUCUGCAGCUUGUGCAACCACGCCACCGCAGCCCCUUGACGAGAGGGAAGGCUCUGUUAUCACCCUACAGCCGGGAGCGAGUGUGGGGGGUGCAUCAGUCAUUGGUUGGACAACCCCGAUUCGCAUUAGGAUUCACGGGGCCUGGUAUAAUGACAUUUCUAGUGUGACUGGGAUAGUGGCAGACAGGGACUCUUUGCUGUGCUAGUGCUUUUUCCAGACCCAAAGGCUAGUGUUUCAGGUCUGGAAACAUGUGGUACGUACUGUGUUGCGUGUGUCUCUGAACUCCAAGACUGGGAGGUGUCCUGUGCCGUAUCGCGGGCGUGUUCCUGAUUGUGGUCGUGCGAGUCGAGAGUUGCGUCAUCAGACUCUUUUAUGAAGGCUGGGGACACUGUGUAUAUAUAUGUGCGAACAUUCGCUUGUGAACUGUGUUAACAUUUUAAUUUUUACUACUAAGAAUAGUAUUGUCUUGUGCACCAGGAGAGGAGUGUUGGUUGUGUAUGAAACUACCGCACUGGGGGACUUGAGCUUUUGUCAUUUGUGUUUUAUGCUACGAAUUAGUGGACUCAUAUUGUCCUCGGUCACUUUUGAUGAUUCACCAUUGUAUAUAUUUGCUUUAAUUUUGUUUUGGGAUUUGGGUAAAUUUCGUAGGUACAAUCCGGGUAAGGGGGGGGGGGGGCGGAAUUCGGGGAUUACCACAAAUGAAAAUUUCUCUCAUGUCUGGCUCAAAACUCUGGAGAAUCUAUUCUCAGUACUGAGGAGGAUUUGGGGCCACCUCAGUGGUACCUGUGGGGCCGGCUUGACCCUUGCUAUACCAAGGGCAAGUCUUUGGGGUUUACCCCUGGGGGUCUUAACAAUGACCAAGGUGUGUACCAGGGGAGACAGGAUAGAGUUAAGGCCUGAGUCAGAACUGAAAUUAUCAUCGUACGUGGCAUUCACUCUUGCAAGGUGGUACCAAGAGGUCUGUUCCCACCACAGUUACCUGUGGGGGCGCUUUGCGCCAGUGUUAAAGGGAGGUAAUCCCUGGGUGCUUAGUGAUUCCCCGAGUUGACCGCAGGGUUAGUAUUUUCAUGUUAAAUGGAUUGUGCCAACACCUGCCACUAAAUUGUAUAUUGUCUUAUAAAUCUGCUAAAAUGUUGACUGCAUUAUGUAUAAUAAAUCUGGGUUUAAUUCAA